UUUUAGAUUUUACUGUCUUGUAAUUGAUGACUAUGAAUUGGCGCCAACUGGGUCUUACUGGCGUGCCAGGUGUCGGUAAGACAACAUUGAUGCGAAAAAUAGCACAAUAUUUGGACGAAAAAGAACCUUCCGUUCGCUGGUGUGGCUUCUUGACAGAAGAACAAAAAGAUUGGCAAAGUAAACGCGGACGAACUGGAUUCGAAAUUGUCACUUUUCCAAAGGGCAAUAGAUACACCUUAGCUAGCUGUGAUGAGUCACGUGGGUCUACUAGAAAUGGGAAAUAUCCUAAGGUGGGAAAGUACUUUGUACAUGUGGAAUCAGUUGAUCAGUGUACUCGUGAGCUCAGAGAUGCCAUGAUCGAAAUCAAGCCUCAACUUCUAUUCAUUGAUGAAAUUGGGAAGAUGGAGCUGCUAAGCAAGGAUUUCAUUGAGUUUAUAUCAGCUGAAGUGCUCGAUAGAAAGAAAGCGACAGUUUUCACUAUCGCCCAGAAGUGCAAUCACAAACUGACAGAUGCAUUCAAAUCAAAUGAGGAUGUUCAAAUUGCUAUUGUUACUAAAGACAACAGAGACUCCAUUUUCCAAGAUCAAAUUAUACCUUUUCUGAAUCAGAAUUUUGGUGGUUGA
Messenger RNA from Symsagittifera roscoffensis, 623 nucleotides. RefSeq names its product nucleoside-triphosphatase THEP1-like. The transcript is spliced from 3 exons. NCBI's taxonomy places the organism in Eukaryota, Metazoa, Xenacoelomorpha, Acoela, Convolutidae. Gene Ontology annotation, molecular function: ATP hydrolysis activity. The record is from RefSeq and is a predicted model, not a curated record. Bases 27 to 623 code for a protein of 198 amino acids.